This is a messenger RNA of Tympanuchus pallidicinctus (lesser prairie-chicken), 2745 nucleotides long. RefSeq names its product mitochondrial carrier 1 (gene MTCH1). Gene Ontology annotation, cellular component: membrane; mitochondrion. The record is from RefSeq and is a predicted model, not a curated record. Gene Ontology annotation, biological process: positive regulation of apoptotic process. Lineage: Eukaryota; Metazoa; Chordata; Aves; Galliformes; Phasianidae.
AAAUAGAACACAAACAUGAAACGGGAGCAUAAAAUAUUCACAGGAACAAGGGCAUACACAGAUGAUCUCAACGGUGCGCCAGGCACCGUCACGGCCGCCUUACGCCCCGCGCUCUGCCAGCUGUCCCUCCCCCCCCCCCCCCCCCCAGCCUCGCAUUAUGGUCCCGCCCACCGCUCCCGGCAGCGCGGUGACGCACGACGCAAGGCGCGGCGCAGGCGCAGUGGCGGCGGCGGCGGGGCCAUGGCGGGCGAAGCACCGCUGCCCUCGGUGGCGCGGGCGCCCCCUGGCGGCGGGUCUGGAGCCGUGGCCGGGCCGGGCCGGGCCGAGGGCACCGAGGGGCUGUUCGUGGCGCUGGGUGCCGGGCUCGCCGCCGCCAGCCACCCGCUGCUCUACGUCAAGCUGCUCGUCCAGGUCGGGCACGAACCACUACCUCCAACUGUUGGAAGAAAUGUACUGGGAAGGAAAGUACUGUACCUGCCUGGCUUCUUCACCUACGCCAGACACAUUGUGAAAGUGGAUGGGAAGAGAGGCCUCUUCCGUGGCCUUACUCCUCGCCUCAUCUCAAGCACUUUAUCAACCAUCACCAGGGGGAGCGUAAAGAAGGCCUUUCCACUGGAGGACAUGGAACACGUGUCUAACAAGGAUGAUGUGAAGACUUCCCUUAGGAAAGUGGUGAAAGAGACAUCUCACGAGAUGAUGAUGCAGUGCGUGUCCCGGGUUGUGUCACAUCCGCUGCACGUGAUCUCUAUGCGCUGCAUGGUCCAGUUUGUCGGCCGGGAAGUCAAAUACAGCGGUGUAUUCAGAGCUAUUGGCAGGAUAUUCAAGGAGGAAGGGAUCCUGGGAUUCUUUGUAGGUUUAGUCCCUCACAUCCUGGGGGAUGUCAUCUUCCUCUGGUGCUGCAAUCUCUUGGCUCACUUCAUCAACACCUACGCAGUGGAUGAUAACUUCAGCCAGGCGUCGGUGAUCCGGAGCUACACGAAAUUCGUGAUGGGGAUUGCAAUGAGCAUGCUGACGUAUCCAUUUCUUCUCGUGGGAGAUCUCAUGGCAGUGAACAACUGUGGGUUGCGUGCCGGCCUCCCUCCUUAUGCUCCUGCAUUCACAUCCUGGAUCCAUUGCUGGAGGUAUCUCAGUAGCCAGGGGCAGCUGUUCCGUGGCUCCAGCCUGCUCUUCCGCAGAGCACCCAUGCAAGCAGCCUGCUUCCCUAUCGACUGACCCCAGCUUGCAGGGAGAAGUACGAACUUGGACUCCUUGAAGAACCCUAAGCUUGUUUCCAUUUGUAUAUUUGUUCUUUUUGAUCCAAAGUCUGUGGUGCCAGAACAAGGCACCUCCUUUCCAGCAAGGCCAACCACCAGUUGGCCUGCAGUGAUCUGGCUUCAGGCUCCAGCCGAGUCAAAGCCCCUUCCUCAUGGCUAUCUUGAUCAGGAUGCAUAGGAGAGAGAGCAGAAGGAUGUUUCUCUGGUCUGGGCUGUGAAUCUGACGAUACUGGGAAAGCCUGUGAAAGCAGAAAAUGCCCGGAUGCUAAAGAAACCAGCCCAGGAUGCAGGGACAAAAGACUGCUUCGUUCUGCCUAAGCUGAGAAGUGGCAAGAGAUCCAGGGCUGCCCUGCUGAGAAAGCAGCAGCAGCACAACCAGCUCCUGUCUUGUGUCUCGUGGAGAGGGCUGAUGUGUGUGGCAGGUAGCUUGUACUCAAGCUACUCAAGACUGAGACGCAUACUUCAGGGUAUCUGAACUCUAGGGAGCAGCCCAGCUCCCUUGGGCAUGAAAGGGAAGUAAUAAUUUCAAAACAGAAAAGAGAAACAGUCCCACUACAAUGAAGUACAACACGUGUCUUUAAGAGAAAGGUAUGACUUGACUCCAGGACAGCAUCAGAAGAUGGAGAAGGCACUUAAGGAUGUGCGUGGCACACGGUGUCUGCUGUGGGAAAGCCUUUUGCACUGGGAGGAGCGCAUUUAGGAUGCACUUCAAGCCCAGGGAAGCUGUGUGUACUGCAGGCAGCGUGCACAUUUCUAAGGGAAGGGUUUGGUCCCUGGUUGGAUCAGCCCCUGCUCAGGUGCAGUGUUUCCAUGCUGGAUCAUGCUGCAUCACAUGAGCAUCUCCCCCCCAGGGCGGCAUCGCCACUCGCUGAUGGAGGAGCACAGAGUCCCGUUAUGGUGCUGGGCUGUUGGAGGUGUUGAUCUGCUAACUGCUACAAGCAGGAGGGUUUGUCUUGCAAUAGAGGCACCAGGCCCAUCGCUGGCUGAAGCAAAGGAAUAAAUCUCAGCCAGCCAAAGGCUUGGGAACAGAGCCACAGGCUUCUCACACAUGCAGUGACACGGCAGGCCCUUGCAUAGCAGGGCUCACCUGUGACAGCAGUGCAGGAUUUAUCCUCAAUUCCUAGACAGAAUUAUUGUUGUUCCUCCCCUUCCCCCCCACCGGUCUGUGCUGCUACCACAGCCAGGCAGAUUUCCCCCACUUCAGUUCCCCACGAAGCAGUCUUUUGCACAGAGUUCAGUGUGUUACUGCACUCCCUGGGAAGAGGUUUUGGGGCCCUGAGCAGGCUGCAGGCAGGGGCAGCAGCAGCACACGUGGAAGCUGCUGUCCCCAAAAGCUCCCUUUGGUGUUGUGAAGUCGGUCCUGUCUGUCCUCCCCCCCUGCUCCAGUAAGGUUUGUGUUACAGUAACAACACUCAAUGCAUGGCCCUGACCCCUUAACAGAAAUUGUUUUAAAGAGGAUUUAACUAUGCUCCAAAAUACAGCUAUAAAAUGA